AUGCACGGCCGACGAGCAGCGGCGCAUCUCGCGGCGGAAGCCUCGAUGCGCGCGUCGUCGUCGCGCGUCGCGUCGCGCGGGGAGCCUCUCGCCCGUCGCCUCGGCGUCGCCGCGCCGGGGCCCCGCCGGGACCUCACCCCGGGGUGGCGCAUCGAAUACGAUGAUCGCGUUCGAUCGUCUCGCGAUGCGUCGACGUCGCCGCGCGAGUGGAGCAUCGUUUCCCGCGGCGUCCCGACCGUCGGCUUCGCCGCGAGCGCGAUCGUCCCGAGGAGCGGUCGCGAGGAGCGGACGGCGCGGCGGUCCGCGCGCGGAUUCGCCGCGGUUCCCUCCGCCACCCCGCCGGACGCGCCGCCGAGGAACAGGGAUCGCGACAAGGACAGGGGUAAGGCCACGCUCGCGCUGGACCCGGAGCCGGCACCGCGGCCCGCGCCGUGGUCCUACGGCGACAUCGCGACGAUCCCGAACGCCCUGUCCAUCGCGCGCGGAGCGUCGGGGCCGCUCAUCGCCGCCGGGAUCGUCAACGACGCCCCGCCCGAGUUGAUCCUCGCCGCCGUCGUCGCCGCGGGCGCCUCCGACUGGCUCGACGGAUACCUCGCCAGACGGUGGAACCAGACGGGCGUCGCCGGGUCAUACCUGGAUCCGGCGGGGGAUAAGGCGUUCGUGGCGUCUGUGGCGGUGGCGCUGGCGUGGAAGGGGGCGAUACCCGCUUGGCUCGCCGCGUGUUUCCUCAGCCGCGACGCCGCGCUCGUGGCGGGGGUGGCGUUCCAGAGGGCCCGGGGACUGGGCUGGCGAUGGGAGACGUGGGGCGAGUUCUUCGGGAUGUCCGCGGGGAAAGCAAGCACUCCAGGGGGAGACGAAAGGGAGCGGUCGCGCGGUGAGCUCGAGUCGUCGCCGUCGCCGCCGCCACCCGCGCUGCCAGCGAUGGAGCCCCAGGCGUUGGGGAAGUGGAGCACCGCCGUGCAGUUCGCCUUGUUCGGCUGCGCGGCUGCGACGCAAACCGCGUGGGGCUCGGCAGUCAUCUCCCCGGAGGCGAUGGCGGCCCUUCACUACGUCGCCGGGGGAACCACGGCGGCGUCGGCGGCGACGUACUACUUCCUCUCAUCGGACAAGUUCAGGCGGAGGCGAGAGCGCAUGGAGGCGCGAGUGGGCGCGCGCGUGGCGCAGGGAAAGGCGAAGAUGCGCGCGGUGAAGGAGCUGGGGCGACAUCUUAAGGAGCGGGGGAGGGCCGACUACGAACAGAGGAUGCAUCGCGCCGGAGAGAGUAUGGCGAGGAUGGAGGCGAGGGUGGGGGAGAUGAUGGAGCGCCGGAGUAGCCGGAGUACUGCGCCGGAGUAG
Molecule: messenger RNA, 1335 nt
Organism: Micromonas commoda
Lineage: Eukaryota; Viridiplantae; Chlorophyta; Mamiellophyceae; Mamiellales; Mamiellaceae
Exons: 1
Coding region: 1-1335 (444 amino acids)
Biological process (GO): cardiolipin biosynthetic process
Cellular component (GO): mitochondrion; membrane
Molecular function (GO): cardiolipin synthase activity
Source: RefSeq, a predicted model, not a curated record